AUGUCAGACGUAGACUUGGAGCGCGAGAAGCUGAAGUUGAAGGACCUCCUGGACAUGGGCUUCAUUCACGAGGACGAGUACCGGCAACGCUUUGCCGACCUCACCGGCAGCACCCCUGCAACCGCCACACCGUCGCUUUUCGAGAUGACCGGCAGCUGCUACACGCCCUACCUCGAGGCCCCCAUGUCCACGCCCGACUUGACGCCCUCGUUCUCUUCUUCUUCUUCUUCAACCUACUCGUCGCCCUCGCCUGCGGCCGUGGGAGGCGCGAGGCCGUUCCAGCCGGUGGAGCCCUGCGACUGCGGGACCACCUACUGCCGCUGCGGCCUCCAGAUCCCGCAAUGCCUCGUCGAGGAUCAUGCGCAGGUGUGCACCCGUCCGGAGUGGGACACGUUCAAGUGUUCACUGCAAUGCGGCAGCGCCUUCGGGUCGCGCGUCGAAGCGACCGCCCACCUCAAGUUCUGCUCCAAGUACAUCGUCGCCUGCCGAAGUGCGACGGACCACCGUUGCGCCAUCUUCUUUGGCACGUACCCGAGUUGGUGUGGCGCGGAGGUGCUGGUUUGCGAUCUGCCGCAGCACUGGGGCCAGGAGCAUCGAAACCAUAAGGACCUGGGUGAGCUGCAGUUGCCCGAAGAGUUGGAGUGUCCGGUUGGCUGCGGGCAGCACAUCGGCGAGCGCUGGGGCAUGGAUCACCACUUCAACACCGAAUGCGAAGCCUACACGGUUCGAUGCGACAUCGUCAAGACGCGCACGGACUCGGAGUACCACUACAGCUACACCGGCGUGUGCAGCGAGGAGGUCAGGCGGAAGGACGUCGCCCGGCACUGGAACGAGGUCCACCAGGGAGACCCUGAGGUCGGCCCAGAGAUGAUCCCGAUGAGGGGAGUCAGGUGUCCGAACUCGGAGUGCGAGGCACGAAUGGACCUCGACCAGAUGUCCGACCACCUCUCCCACUGCCGCGCCUAUCACCCCGUGUGCCAUCGUUGCAAGAACGAAGAGAUGGAGUCAAUGGACGACUUGAAGGCGCACGUGGCGGCUGGGUGCCACCCCGUCGAGUACCAGCCGUGGGUGUCCGCCGGCCUGCUGGAAGCCAUCCUGGAGAAGCAGCGCCCCAUCGCCGCCCGACAUGUCUUCAACAGUUCACACCAGUGGUAA
Acanthamoeba castellanii str. Neff is the source of this 1155-nucleotide messenger RNA. RefSeq lists its product as uncharacterized. The record is from RefSeq and is a predicted model, not a curated record. Lineage: Eukaryota; Discosea; Longamoebia; Acanthamoebidae. Bases 1 to 1155 code for a protein of 384 amino acids. The transcript has 11 exons.